Ctenocephalides felis (cat flea) is the source of this 3227-nucleotide messenger RNA. RefSeq lists its product as uncharacterized. The record is from RefSeq and is a predicted model, not a curated record. The transcript has 14 exons. NCBI's taxonomy places the organism in Eukaryota, Metazoa, Arthropoda, Insecta, Siphonaptera, Pulicidae. Gene Ontology annotation, cellular component: cytosol. Gene Ontology annotation, molecular function: poly(A) RNA polymerase activity. The coding region runs from base 567 to 3095 and encodes 842 amino acids.
GUCGGUUUGAGUUUGUCGGUUUGUACUUCAUGUUCAAUUUGUUGAUUAUUUAUUUAUUAGAACGUUGCGUUUCGAUUUUAAUGUUAGAUAAUUAUUUUAAGCCGAAGGAGCAUAUUUCGUGGCAUAAAUAAGAAAAAACUACAAGCAUCGAAAACUAGUAUUUUGAAGUCUGCUUGAUUCCAUGGAUUAUUUAUAUUUCAUAUAUUUUAUAACCUAAUAAGAAACUCAUGCCAUCGAAAGUGACAGAAGCAUAUCCGCUAAGUUCCAAUGUAAUAAUAUUUUAGGAAGUAUUUUUAAAUUAAUGAGGUGAAAGAGCAAAACCUUGACAUAUAUAUUUUACAAACUCAAAUGUCAACCGAAUAAUAAAGGGGAUGAAAUCAUUCCUAAUAUUUUUUUAAAUAUAACAAUAAAUGUCAAUUAUUUGUUUGGGCAUUUAUUGUUCCACCAUGAAAAUAUUGGUCGAUAUGUGAUCAUAAAAUAUAAAAUGCUUUCCUGAUUUAAAUUCUUGUGUGCUUUUGGCAAUAACGAUCGCUGUUGAAAAAAAUUCUAAUUUGAUUGUCAUUUGAAUGAGAAUGUAUCACACAUAUUAUCCUCAAAUAGUUUAUACAAUAAAUUCACAAGAAACUGGAAUCACAGGUCCGUCAAAUAUUUCACUUUAUGACGGAAUCCAAUUUUUAUCAUUGACUAACUCACAGAAUAGUAAGGAUUAUAUUAACAAUACAGUUAAAAUGGCUGGUGUGACUGUUUCAUCUACUCAACCAAAUUAUAAUCGAGAAGGAAUUGCUCUCAACCAAGCAAAACUUCAUAAUAAUAAGGCAAUGAAUCAGCAACAGCAAAAUGUGGAUUCAAAAAGUCAAAGCAACAAUCAUGGCUCAGAAAAUAUGCAUUUCAAUUACCGUGGCCCACAUAGAUUUUUUCAUAACUCCAUGAAUAAUGAUAUCAAUAAGCAGUAUUGCAAUGCAAAUAAAGAGAGAAAAUAUAAUAAUUAUCAAGGAGUGUACAAUAAGCAGCCAAGUAAUAAGCAAAAUGCUCAUAACAUGGAGAAAGUACAAAAUUCACACAAAACAAAUUUUAAUGUUAAUAAGUCCGAAAAUUAUAAUCACAACAAUAAUUAUCAACAUCACAAUCGAAAUAAUCAUGGUACAGGCUACAAACGAAAUUGGUGUUGGCAAAAUAGGCAACGAAAUCAGAACAAAAAUGUUCUAAACGUGGAUAGUGUAAGUAGUUCAUCAUCAUCGUCUUCGACAAGACAAUCAUCCGUUUCACCAGCACCUGCAGAAAUCAAUUCAACCUGUGUUAAGAAAGAUGUUGAAAAUUGCCAUAAUGGAGCAACAACAGGAACACAAAUAACACCCAGAAAAUCUCCAACACUAGGGGAAUUUAUGCUUAAACCACUGAUUGAUAGAGAGCAAGUGAAAAACUGUUCGAAAAGUUUAUCCUUGAAGAAGAGCAACUAUGGUUCAGACCCUUAUCUGAACAAUGCAUGCUUUAUAGCUGAAUCAUGGCCGGACCAGUAUGACUAUGGAAAUCAUCAGUAUUAUCAUCACAAAGGCUUCCGAAUAAAUCAAAAUUGUGAUCAAGGAAAUCAAUAUAUGUACAAUAAUGGAUAUGGAAAUUCAAAUAAGAAAGGUAAUCCGCAUAAAAAGCAAUUUUCAAAUGUUACAAAAGAUCAUCGGCUUGGAGUGUGCUACCAAAAAACUAGAAUGUAUCACUUGGCACUACAGAGAGAACCAAAUUCUGGUUGGGACUACUCUAAACCUAUAGGACAUAGUAUUCCAUACAGUUUGCACAAUUUACUGGAUUUAUAUAACUAUUAUAAUUUGACCCCACUGGAAAGUUUGCCAUAUUAUUCUAAGAACUUCUUCGUUCCGGCUGAUAGAUUUAUCUUAAAGCUACUGAUGGAUGAUGAAAAUAUUCCACAAAUUGAUUUGAAUAAAGACAAACUGUCACAGGCAAUUUGGGAUAAAUUUUCAUCAGUUCAACAAACUAAAGAAACUUAUAGAAGUAAACUAAUGCUAUGGAAAUACUUAUUUUUAUUUAUUAAAAAUUUCCAUGCUCGAUAUAGCUUAUUUCUUGUUGGAUCUACAAUGACUGGCUUUGCAUCAAAUUCGUCUGAUGUUGAUUUUUGUUUAAUUGUUAAGAAUUCUGAAAUUGAUCAACGUAAUGAAGCACAAAUGCACUUGGACAAUUUGUAUAGGUUAAUAUUAAAUAAUGCAGAUGAUUAUUUCAAAGAUGUUCGAUUAUUUCCAGCUAAGGUUCCUAUUCUUCGAUUUCAUGAUAUUGCACAAAAUUUAGAUGUUGAUCUGAAUUGCAAUAACUUUGUUGGCAUCAGAAACACUCAUCUUUUACAUUGUUACAAUCAAAUGAAUUGGAGAUUGAAGCCUUUAGUGAUACUAGUCAAGCAAUGGGCACGAGGAAACCAAAUGAAUAGUGCUAGAGAAUCAACCAUAUCGAGUUAUUCUUUAACUUUAAUGGUCAUUCAUUAUUUGCAAUGUGGCGUUAAACCUCCAAUACUACCCUGUCUACAUGCUAUGUAUCCUGGAAAAUUCGAAAAUUACACCGAUAUUCAUACAAUAGAUAUCCAUGAAAGGCUUGAACCAUACAAAACAGACAAUAAUCAGUCACUUGGAGAGUUACUACUUGGAUUCUUUGAUUAUUACGCAAACUUUGAUUACUCGGCGUGGGCAAUAUCCAUAAGGCUUGCAAAACUGUUGAAAAUUGAUGAUUGCAAAAAUGAACAAAUGCCAAAGAAUGAUCCGACACAAUGGUUAUACAUUUGUAUUGAAGAACCCUUCGAUCGGACCAACACAGCGAGAUCGGUCUAUCUGUACAAUAUGUUUCUUUACAUUAAGUCUGUAUUUUCAUUUUCAUACAUGAAGUUGAAACAAACUCAUGAUUUAGAUCGGAUUAUGGAUUUGGGAUUACCAGUACCUGAAUUGCAAUCCUCGUCUCUUCCUGUAAAAAAUAUACCUUCGGGAAAAACUGAAACAAAGAAAUCAAAAUAUAAAAAUGGGUGUUGCCUUAGCAAUGAAAAUUCUGACCAAAAGAUAGAAUUAUCAGCAUGCGAAUGCAUACUAAAAUUAAUGAUCGAAUGAAUUUCGAAUUCAAUAUGUAUAUAUAUAUAUAUAUAUCUUUUUAUAUUCAUAAGAAUCGUUUUUAAGAAUUGCGGCUGUGAUCUUAUUAGUAGCAAAUUGUUUUGCUUUAGUCACCACAAAUCGAAAUAUGAA